AUGCGGACUUUCCUUGCGGUCCUAGUUCCCUGUUUUGUCAUUUCGGUUCUUUACCUCUACUUUGCCGGCACGCGCCUUCGGCCGCAACGCGGAAUAACCGAGAUGCGUCGAGCGCCGGCAACAACGCCAGCGCCAUCAUCAGAAUAUCCUAGCGACUGGAUCGAUUGUGUGAGCCCCGCACCCGAGCGGCGCUUCUGGGCUUCACAUGGAUCUGGCCCAGGGGUUACAGUUUAUGGGUUUCCCUCGAAAGGGGGCCUGUACGUCCUUCAUGAUUGCCUCGGGGUAGAACUGGAUUUCCUCGGGCUGGACCGAUUCAGGAGCACCGAACGACCAUCCAAGUCAGACCCGGACUGGCAGGCCAAAGAGGAGGCACAUUGUGAUCGCAUGCGACGCCUUGGUGCGAGAUGGGUGGAGACGAACUACGAUCUGUUUGAACUAAUGGUUAGCGAGCGUGAGGAUACAGAUCCGUAUAUUUGCGUCGGCUGGCCGGCGGAAGGUGGUGUCUGGGUAUUGAAUACCACAUAUGGCCGUGCUAUAGAUUUGGGUACUGGUAUAAUCUACAACGCGAACAACAUGGAGGAACGCUGUGAAAUAAUCAAACGAUUGGGCGGCAUCUUCUACGAAGAACCGAGCAACUGCCCAUAUCUUGACCUUGAAUAA
Molecule: messenger RNA, 660 nt
Organism: Aspergillus welwitschiae
Lineage: Eukaryota; Fungi; Ascomycota; Eurotiomycetes; Eurotiales; Aspergillaceae
Exons: 2
Coding region: 1-660 (219 amino acids)
Source: RefSeq, a predicted model, not a curated record